AUGCCUCAAAGAAGGCAAUGUCCCCAACGUUUGGAAGAACGCAAUAAUACUCUAGCUUUACAAGAAAGGGGACAAAACGGACUUUUCCUGCCCAUCAUCUACAAGGUGUCCUCCCAUAUUAUUCUUAGCAGGCUGCUCGGAAUGUUGAACCUCUAUAUACCAAAAGAACAAUCUGGCUUCCGGGAAGGAUUUUCUACAAUUGAUCACACUCAGGUUGUCAGCCAACUGCGAAAGAAGGCUAACGAAUGCAAUAUCUUACUCUAUUUUGCCUUUGUUGACUGUGAGAAGGUAUUCAACUCCAUAGAAUUCACACCGCUCCUUACAACACGGAAAAAUCAAGCACUGGACCACGUCUACAAUUCAAUACUGAAAGAUCUUUACAGCGGUGCAGCAACAUCGACCCGCACCCAGGUUCUACCAAGAUACACAACAGACUUUUAA
This is a messenger RNA of Octopus sinensis (East Asian common octopus), 441 nucleotides long. RefSeq lists its product as uncharacterized. The coding region runs from base 1 to 441 and encodes 146 amino acids. The record is from RefSeq and is a predicted model, not a curated record. NCBI's taxonomy places the organism in Eukaryota, Metazoa, Mollusca, Cephalopoda, Octopoda, Octopodidae. The transcript has a single exon.